AUGGGACAGAAAAACAAUGUCACAGAAUUUGUUCUCCUGGGACUUACUCAGGAUCCUGCUUGGCAAAAGGCAUUAUUUGUUAUGUUUUUACUCAUCUACGUUGUAACCAUGGUUGGGAACUUGCUAAUUGUGGAGACAGUUAUUGCCAGCCCCUCAUUGAACUCUCCAAUGUACUUCUUCCUUGCCUAUUUGUCACUCAUGGAUGCUGUUUAUUCCACUUCCAUGUCACCCAAGUUGAUUAUGGACUUACUCCGUGAUAAAAAGACCAUUUCCUUCACAGCUUGUAUGGGACAGCUCUUUAUAGAACACUUAUUUGGUGGUGCUGAAGUCUUCCUUCUGGUUGUGAUGGCUUAUGAUCGCUAUGUGGCCAUCUGUAAACCACUGCACUAUUUGACCAUCAUGAAUCGACGCGUUUGUGUCCUUCUGUUGGUUAUGGCCUGGAUUGGAGGGUUUGUGCACUCUGUGGUUCAAUUUGUUUUUGUGUCUAAUCUCCUUUUCUGUGGCCCCAAUGUCAUUGACCACUUUAUCUGUGACAUGUACCCAUUAUUGGGACUUGCAUGCAGUGACACUUACUUUAUUGGUCUCACUGUGGCUGCCAAUGGUGGAGCAAUCUGAAUGAUCAUUUUUACCCUUCUCCUAGUUUCCUAUGGAUUCAUCCUAAAUUCCCUUAAGACCUACAGUCAGGAAGGGAGGCGUAAAGCCCUGUCCACCUGCAGCUGCCACAUCACUGUGGUUGUCCUUUUUUUUGUUCCCUGUAUUUUCAUUUAUGUUAGACCUGUCUCCAAUUUUCCUAUUGAUAAGUCCAUAAGUGUGGUUUUUACUGUUAUCACUCCAAUGUUGAAUCCUUUAAUAUACACCUUGAGGAAUUUGGAGAUGAAAAAUGCCAUGAAAAAACUCUGGUGUAAAAAGUAA
Molecule: messenger RNA, 912 nt
Organism: Nannospalax galili (Upper Galilee mountains blind mole rat)
Lineage: Eukaryota; Metazoa; Chordata; Mammalia; Rodentia; Spalacidae
Product: olfactory receptor 4A16-like
Exons: 1
Biological process (GO): G protein-coupled receptor signaling pathway
Cellular component (GO): membrane
Molecular function (GO): G protein-coupled receptor activity; olfactory receptor activity
Source: RefSeq, a predicted model, not a curated record